Molecule: messenger RNA, 2003 nt
Organism: Drosophila obscura
Lineage: Eukaryota; Metazoa; Arthropoda; Insecta; Diptera; Drosophilidae
Product: zinc finger protein weckle
Exons: 4
Coding region: 77-1741 (554 amino acids)
Cellular component (GO): nucleus
Molecular function (GO): zinc ion binding
Source: RefSeq, a predicted model, not a curated record
UGGCCAAGCGCGUUCUUUUACAAAACAAAAAACAAUUUUUAGUUAAUAUUUUAUAUUGGAUGAUUGCGGAUUCACGAUGACCAACCAGGGAGCUGGAGGGGCAGUAGCCGAUGCCGGUGCAGCUGCUUGGCACAAAUGGUGUCGCCUCUGCGCCAAGGACCAUCCGCAGAACGCAAACGUCUAUGCGCGACAAGGGGACCAACAGUCCUCCUGGACGAGCAUGUUGGCCAUGGCCAUAGGCAAAUAUUUCUGGGUGGAUAUCAAACCGGAGGACGAGCUGAGCAACCACUUGUGUGCGGAAUGCUUUACGCUAAUGGAGUGCCUGAUUGAGUUCUCGGAGCGGGUGCGACGUGUCCAGACGCUCUUCCUUAGAUUGCAGAACCUAAGCCCGGAUGGGGCGUCUGUGGACUACGAGGAGCUCCGCACCGAUUGCGGUCUGCUGACUGACGAGUGGAAGCACGUUAUGUCGAGAGCAGUUACCGUGGCACCGCCACGGCGUUUGCAGGAGAAAGUUAUAGAAGAGGCAGUAGAAGAGGACUUCCACGUGCAAGUGAAAAUACAGGAAGAGCAAAAGCAGGACGUGGAAGCAGAAGAUGAAAAUAUUGAGGCAGAGGAACACCCGGACUGUAUGGAGGAUGAAAUAAUAGAAGAGUGCUACGAGGAGGAGUCUGACAUAAUAGAAGAGAGCGAAAACGAGGAAUAUAAUGAUGUGGAACCAUACGAAGAGCCGUCAGAGGAGCCGCCCGAUGUAGAGCUUGCCAAAAGCUCAGAAUCCGAUGUUGAGGAUGACCCUGUGCCAAACUCACUGGACGAGAAAGCUACCAUAUAUUCAUACAAAUGUGAAAUCUGCCGCAAACCCUACAAAAAGCCGAAUGCAUACAAGAGACACAUGCUGGAUGUGCAUAAUGUCAUGCCCAACGACUUGCCAAAUCUCGACUGCGACCAAUGCGGGGCCAGCUUUCCCACAGUACCUCAGCUGCAGACCCACCAGCGCAGCCACUUGCCGGCCAAGGACAAGGCGGACAAUUCCUGCCCCCACUGUGCGAAGCUCUUCACCACGCCAGGAACCCUCAAGCGCCACAUUGAGGGCAUCCAUAAGCAGAUGAAGCCCUACAUAUGUGACAUCUGUGCCAAGAGCUUCAAUUUUCUCGCCGCUCUCAAUGAUCACAAGCUGGUCCACACUGACGAGUGUCCCUUUGAAUGCCCCAUCUGCCACCGAGGCUUUAAGAACAAGGCCAGACUCAGGGUGCAUGCCGACACGCACAGUGCCACCAUCUACGAGUGCAAAAUCUGCGGACUGAAGCUCAAGACGCGACGAACCUUCAACAAGCACAAAAUAGUCCACUCCGACAAGCGGCAGUACAAGUGUGAGCUCUGCGGUGCGGAAUUCAAGCGUACCAAAACAUUGAAGUCCCAUCUCAUCCUGCACACCGGCAUACGGCCGUACAAGUGUAAUUUCUGCGACAAGGACUUCUCCAACGGCUCGAAUUGUCGAUCGCAUAAGCGCAAGGCGCAUCCCAAGGAGCUGGAGGAGGAGGAGUCAAAAGGUGUGACACGCUCCACACUUUUGCCCGUAAUCGAAGAGCUAGCAAAGGCCUCGAAACGCAUUAAGACCCCUGCCAAGCGAUUCAAAAGGAAGGCCAUUCCAUCGUCCAAAACGAAUGGGAAUGCCAGCGAAUCUCCAGCUAAGGACACGGAAGGUGAGAGUGAGAUCCUCUACGAACUGGUAGGAGAUCUGUGAAACCGUAUUCAAUAGGAAAGUAUUACAAUAAAGUUUAUUUAAAGACAAUAUGAAAGGAAACGAGCGUAAAUUCUUGUAGUACAAUAUCAUGUUCUCUUUGUUUAUUCACAAUUCAAGUCUAUCCCCACUACAGAAUACAAAUACAAUCAUUAAAUGCUCGAUAGGCAGGCUGAAAUUGAGCUUGAAACACUUUAAAGUUUAAACUUAGACGACGAACUACUAAUCAUCGAGUACAUAAAUCACAUGAAAAUCAAAUCAACGA